This is a messenger RNA of Solanum dulcamara, 369 nucleotides long. RefSeq lists its product as uncharacterized. The transcript is spliced from 4 exons. NCBI's taxonomy places the organism in Eukaryota, Viridiplantae, Streptophyta, Magnoliopsida, Solanales, Solanaceae. The record is from RefSeq and is a predicted model, not a curated record. The coding region runs from base 1 to 369 and encodes 122 amino acids.
AUGACGUCCAUUCGCGUGGUUUUAGGCUUGUCUGCAAGUUUAGAUUUAGAGGUUGAGCAAAUGGAUGUUAAAACUAUUUUUCUCCAUGGUGACUUAGAUGAAGAAAUUUAUAUGGAGCAACCAGAAGGCUUUAAAGUCAAGGGAAAAGAGAAUUAUGUUUGCAAAUUGAAGAAGAGCUUGAUUCAAGAGUUGAUGCAAGAGUUGAAUAAGUCUUUUUCUAUGAAAGACUUGGGACCAGAAAGUCUGAGUUUGUGUUUUGGAAAAGGAAAGCCUAUUCUCUAUGGUUACACUAAUUCAAAUAUGGCUAGUGAAUUUGAUAGUCAAACUGAGCUUGUUGCUGCUGUUGAAGCUUGUAAAGAAUUGCUCUAG